AUGCUAGACAGAAAAUUAGUUUUCAAUUCCUAUUAUAUGGGAAGUUGGCAGUACGAAGAGCGGCCGGAUGCUUUAUUUCCUUUCGAGAAGAAGCGCAUUUACACCGUCGAAAUUAUUGCUGGCAGUCAUGACACCGCCCUCAUAUACGUCAACGGACAAUUUCUCUACGAGUUUCACCAACGCCAGGCUGCAGCCUCUGUGUCAACAGUCGAAGUCGGAGGAGACAUUGGAAUCCAUUCCAUACAUGUCAGAUAA
Molecule: messenger RNA, 255 nt
Organism: Strongylus vulgaris
Lineage: Eukaryota; Metazoa; Nematoda; Chromadorea; Rhabditida; Strongylidae
Source: the annotation of a GenBank genome assembly